Messenger RNA from Ruditapes philippinarum (Manila clam), 9800 nucleotides. RefSeq lists its product as uncharacterized. Gene Ontology annotation, molecular function: calcium ion binding. Bases 3 to 9800 code for a protein of 3265 amino acids. The transcript is spliced from 59 exons. NCBI's taxonomy places the organism in Eukaryota, Metazoa, Mollusca, Bivalvia, Venerida, Veneridae. The record is from RefSeq and is a predicted model, not a curated record. Gene Ontology annotation, cellular component: membrane. Gene Ontology annotation, biological process: cell-matrix adhesion.
AAAUGACACAGAUAACAAAUACCAGACUUGUUAAUGGCACAGGACCUUAUGAUGGUCGUAUAGAGAUGUAUGUUAAUGGUCAAUGGGGAACAAUUGAUGCGAGAUAUGUUGAUAUGUAUGAUGCUCGCACGAUAUGUAACACGCACAAUACAAGUCUAGCAAUGUAUUUCACGUCUGCAAUAUAUGGACAAGGGACAGGGCCUAUAUUUUUACGGGAGCUCUACUGUUACAGUGAAAAGAGUCACAUAAGCAGGUGUACUGGUUUUUCACCAUACAGACCUUAUUCUUCACAUACCUACGAUUUAUCUAUAGCUUGUACAACAUGUGGCUUACCUACAAUUUACAACGGACAACCUGUUUCAUUCAAUGGAAAUGUGUUAACUAUUGCUUGCCACAAAGGAUCACGGCCAAACCAAGUAACGAUGACAUGCCUUGAAGAUAAUAACUGGUUUCAGGAACAAAGAUGCACUCCAUAUAUUGAACACCCAUUACAAAUAGAAGACAUUGCUCUGCAUGGCGGACAUAGACCCACCGAAGGACGUGUUGAACUGAAAGUAAACGGGACAUGGGGCACGAUUUGUGAUACAGGUUUUGAUUCUGCUGAUGCACAUGUUAUAUGUAAUAUGUUUGGUUUACAAUAUAAAAGCUUCUUCGUGAAGGCAAGCCAUUACAGUAAAGUAGGAAGUGGUCCAAUUUAUGUAAGCAACAUGAUAUGUGAUGGCACAGAGUCACAUAUAAACGAAUGCAGUUACGAGAUAUCAAAUAAUUGCACACAUUACGAUGACGUUGCAGUAGAGUGCACAGGAUAUCAAUUAAACAUCACGGACAUCAGAUUAGCAGGAACAAACGGACCAUAUCACGGAAGAGUAGAAUUGAAGGUCAACGAAACAUGGGGAACUGUCUGUCGGACCCGAUUCUACUGGUCUGGAGCUUAUACCAUCUGUGGUAUUCUUGGACUUUCCACGUAUAUCUCAUCCUUUUGGAACCAAGGAAGUGGACCAAUCUAUAUGGACAGGUUAGAAUGCUCCCCGCCAUACAACAAUUUCAACCAAUGUCGAUAUUCGGUAGAUAAUUACUAUAACUGUGGCCAUAACAACGAUGCGACCGUCAUGUGUUACGGACCAAAAUUAAAUAUAACAGAUGCUAGACUAGUAAAUGGUACAAGUGUAAAUGAUGGACGUGCAGAAAUCAAAGUAAACGAUAUUUGGGGCACAAUUUGCGACGAAAAUUUCAACAUCCUUGCUGCAGAUUUAUUUUGCCGGCUUCUUGGUCUAAGGGCAGCCCAGUAUUUUACAGGUGCAAUAUAUGGAGAAGGCAGUGGUCCUGUGUUUAUUGAUCAGCUAUUUUGCGACAGUAACGGUUAUACACUGAGUGAUUGUAAAUAUUUGUUUCUGAAUGAAUGCAGUCAUUCAAGAGAUAUCUCAGUUGUUUGCAACGAAUGUGGACAACCGGAUAUAUUUUUCUGGGGCGUUGAUUUUUUCACCUAUAAUGACACGAGUUUGUUUGCGGAUUGCUCAUACUACAAGACUUACGUUGGAAAACUAAAACUAACCUGUAAUAAUCAAACACAAGAGUGGGUUACAGAGGGGGAGUGUCAAGAGUACAAUUAUCCACUGGAUCUCACAGACAUACGGCUUGUUAACGGACCAAAUUCAACAGCUGGUAGGGUCGAGAUCAAGUCUUUGGAUACGUGGGGAACAGUUUGUGAUGAUUCUUUCGGAAUGAAAGAAGCUAAUGUUAUAUGUCAAAUGCUCGGAUACCCGCCAGCUAUGGGAUUUUACGCUAGCGCACAUUUUGGAGCAGGUAAAGGGCCAAUAUUUAUUGAUGAUCUAAGUUGUCAAGAAGAUUCCAAACAUUUAAACAACUGCACGUACGAAACAUAUGAUAAUUGUAACCAUGAUGACGAUAUAGCUGUUGUAUGCACAGAUUGUGGUGAUCCAACACCAGGCAAUGGUUUUACAAACUCAUCAAAGACUAAUUAUGGUGCUGCAGUCCAUGUCUCUUGUGAUGAAGAUUACAUGCUGGAUGGUAACAGUGAUAUCAUAUGUCAGAUAAAUGGAGAGUGGUCGAAUAAACCUAGCUGUAAACUAAUUGAUUGUGGUGAUCCAACACCUGACAAUGGGAAAGUUAACACGACAGAAAGUACAAACGGAACUGUUGCUUUGAUAUCAUGUGACAAUGGUUAUACAUUAUCAGGUCGAGCAGUUAUAACAUGUCAAUCCAAUGGAACUUGGACACAAAACCCAGCCUGUGACAUCGUUGAUUGUAAAGUACCAAAGCCAAAUAAUGCCAUUGUGACAUUGAUUGGAAACAAAACUACAUUUGGUGAAUCAGCGAGUAUAAGUUGUUGGACAGGUUAUAACCCAAAAGUGAAUUCAAAUGUUAUGUGUCUAUCCAAUGGCUCAUGGGAAAAGUGGAAUGACUGCGAAAUUGUUGAUUGUGGUAAUCCUGUUCCUGACAAGGGCUCUGCAAAUAGCACAAAUACAACAUAUAAUACAGUGUUAGAGAUAACAUGUGAGCCUGGAUAUAACCUUACAGGAUCAUCAGUCGUCAAAUGCCAAGAAAAUGAAACAUGGACAGAUUAUCCAGUAUGCGAUACAUCAGAUUGUGGACAGUUCCCAAUAGUGAAUGGUGAAGUGAAUACAUCACUUGGUACAAGUAUUGGAUCAUUAGCUACUGUCAAGUGUGAUGAAGGCUAUGAUUUACAAGGUUCUUCAGAAAUUAAUUGUACAAAAACUGGAUGGAACGAAACAGUAUCAUGUCAAAUACAAGUAUGCCAUGAUCCUUCCCCGGACAAUGGUAAAAUCACUGACACUGAUGGAGAUGACGAGUUUGUUUUUGGCAAUUAUGUAAAGAUAGAAUGUAAUACCGGAUACAACAUAGAAGGUGACAGUUUUAUCACGUGUAUAAAUGGAGGGAAUUGGAGUGCAUCACCGAAAUGUCCUUUAAUUGUUUGUGAAAAGCAUAAUGUGCCUCUACAUGGUACCAUGGAUGAUUCUGUCGGUAAUGAGUAUAACUCCGCAGUGACAUUCAGCUGUAAUGAGGGAUAUCUUUUGGUUGGAGAAAAAACUAGUACUUGUGGAGACGAUGGCAAGUGGAGUAGUGAGUCUCCAACCUGCGUGAUAAAAUCCGACGUUGGAGGACCUUGCCUUAGUAAAGAAUAUUGUUUGAUGGCCGAUUCAUUGUGUAUUAACUCAGCAUGUAAAUGCCUCACAGGAAUAUUUGACAGCAAAUCAAAGAUAUGUGAUAAAAUGCCGCUGUUACCUUACGGGACUGAUGAAGGGGAUCACUUUAUAUCAGACACUGAAGUUUGUGGACCUGAUAUAUCUUUCCUACCCGGAAUGCCCGUGUCUGGUUCAAUGCGUAAACAUUUGUUUGUGUGUUCCUAUGGCUUUGUAAGCUUUGAUAACAAAUAUACAAACCCGACCCCGCCAGAAAAUGCAAACAGUAUUGUGACAAACGGCGAAGAAACCAUCAUAGCACCAUUCUAUGGUCCCAUUGAUAAAAGAACAUCAGGCCCUGUUUACUUUAGAUCAUAUGAUAUCUUGAACUCGUAUGACAAAAUGAAAGAGGACGAAGAAUUGAUAUCUUACAUAGAGAAUAUUGUGAUAAAGUUUGGGGAUAAGGAAACAUUUGAUGCAAGCUUUGUAAUGAUAGCUACCUGGCAUGAAGCUAAGACAACAGUUGCAGGAUUUGAUUCUACAAAGAAAUCCACAUUCCAGGCAGUUUUAGUAUCAGACGGGAAGUCAACGUACGUGUUUUAUAUUUAUGGGCAUGGCUUAAUGAAUUGGGGACCAAAUGACUCGGAGUUCGCAUCAAGCGUACCAAUAUGGGUUGGCCAUAAUGUUCAAAAUGUUGAUUCGGGAAUAUCAUUUAUACAUCCCUAUUCAUUCACCUCUCAAGCGCUACAACUAGACUCACAGCCGGAGGUGUCAUCAACAGAAGACGAUGUUGCUGGACUUGUCUUUAAACCCUUGCAUCAACUCAACAUGAAUCAUCAAAACGAUGCUGUUGAUUGUAUUAAUUGGUAUAACGAAAAUUAUGACAACAAGAAGAACCUAGAUUACCUUGCAAGUCUUAUGCCAGAAUGUCCAUGUGAUAUAUGGCUGUCUCGUUUCGACCCUUGGUUUUGGAAAAUAGGUUUACAAAGAUGGCGGCGGGAUGUGAAUCAUAUCUGUGUGGAUAUGCUUCAUGCUGGAAAUUUUAGACAGUAUGGAAAAUCGUGUUGUUACGACGUUAAGACAUGGCUUUGGGUAUAUGAACGUCCCUUUGCUGGGGGAUUUCAACUUUACCACCCACGCUAUCCAUUACAACAUAUUUUGAAUGAUGUUAUCUACAAGACGAAAUGCUGUGUUUUCUCGAAUCAUUGCAACUUAUUUUAUGAGCUUAGACCAACAGGGUCGUGCUAUGCUUCCUCUCCAUAUAACUUUGGUAUAUUUUGGGGCGAUCCACACUUUAUAACUUUAGAUAGAAAGAAUUUUACAUUCAACGGUCUUGGCGAGUAUACGUUAUUACAUGUUGACACCGAUAACUUUACUCUCGACAUCCAAGCAAGAACUGAAAGGGCACUUAAACAGGAUGGUAAACUAUCAGAUGCAACAGUAUUUAGCGCAUUUGCCGUGAAAGAAUCCUCAAAUGCUUCCCUCCAUGUUGAGCUUAAUAAAGCGAAAACAGGUAUGAUUAUUUACGCCAACAAAGCUGACAUCACCAGCCAGUUCUAUGCAAGUACUGAUCCAGAAAAUCCAUUUGUUUAUAUUCCUGAGGAACCGUCCGGAGGAGGGACUUUGAUUAUUUCAAAAAGAGAUGAUAUUCUAAGCAUUUUAUUUCCAACAAGUGGUAUAUCUCUCAAUAUAUCCGUUAGCGUAGAAAUGCUUUCUCUUAACACCGGGGUGCCAAAGGUAUUACAUGGGCUGACAACUGGAUUAUUGGGAAACUAUGAUGGUAAUCCUGAGAAUGACUUUGCAAUGCCAAAUGGAACUGUCCUGAGAGGAAAUCUUACAGAACGGGAAGUUUUUGAAUACGGAAAGACAUGGUCGAUCAAUGCAAAUGACUCCGCAUUUAUUUAUGAAGACGGCAAGUCGCAUUUUGAUUUCCAUAAUGACUCUUAUAUUCCACGGUUUCUUGAUGAAGCUGAUCCUGACAAAAUAUUGGAAGCGGAAAAAGCCUGUAACGGCUCACAAAAUAUCGAAUGUAUUUUCGACCUCGUAUUUACUGAGAAAAUGGAAAUAGCUAACCAAACCAGCAUCAUCAGAGGGGAAUCAGACUCUACUACGGCUGAACUCGAAAUUACAGUGCCUACGCUUUCUGGAUGUGAGGACAUAUAUGCUACGAAAGGUCAAAAUGUAAGCUGCCGCAUCAAUUUUGGUUUUGAUGAUGAAGUCUACUUCAUAGAAAACAGUGUUGAUGCAAAGAUAAAUAUUUCAUCUUCAUCAGUCACAUACAUCCAAACAAACGAUGACCCUGUGAAGAUUCGCAUUGCAACGAGAAACAAAAAUGGUCGCUCAUCACCAAGUUUCGUGUUAAAUAUCGUUCUUUGUACACUGUGUAAUGGUCAUGGCGUGUGCAGCAAUGAAACACGUGAGGAUAAAUUUGGUGGAGACAAUUUUAAAUAUGCCAAAUGUAUAUGUGAGCCGCAAUAUCAAGGAGACGAUUGUGAGAAUGAUUUUGACGGAUGCGCAGCAAAUCCAUGUUCACUACAAAGAACUUGUCAGUCGCUUACAGCUAACGAGCAGAAGAAACAAAAUCGGACAUAUACUUGUGGACCGUGCCCAACUGGUUAUAAAGCAGAUACCGAAAACGAAUGCAUAGAUGUUGACGAAUGUGCAGAUAAUGGAAAUAUUUGUGAUCAAGUCUGCACUAAUACAGAAGGAAGCUUUGAGUGCUCGUGCAGAGGUGGUUAUAAGGUGGAUAGUGAAAACAAAAGCAAGUGUAAAGACAUCAAUGAAUGUGACGUAGCCUUACAUAAUUGCACGCAUGAAUGUGUGAACAACGAAGGAGGAUUCUCGUGUCAAUGUUUUACGGGGUUCAAAUUUGAUUUUUCUACAUGGACAUGUACAGAAACUUCAGAUGAAGGAAGUUGCACUGACUCAGAAAAGAUAGUCUGUACUGGCUCAAGUGGCUGUAGGAAAAUUGAUGGAAUAGCCGAAUGUUUCUGUACUGACGGGUUUGAACUCGAUGAAACUAAAACAAUUUGCAAAGACAUAGAUGAAUGCAACAGAGGUGUUUGUCCACAUGACUGUGUUAAUACUAAUGGAAGUUUUGAGUGUGUUUGUUUCAUCGGAUAUAAGCUUUACGGUUCAACUACAUGUAAAGCUUGUGUUGUUCCUUAUUGGGGAGAAAACUGUGCAAACAAAUGUGUUUGUACAGGUCGUGGUGCAGAUAGAUGCGACCCAAUUAAAGGUUGUAUAUGCAAACCUGGUUGGCAGGGAGACAAAUGUGAUAAUGACAUUAAUGAAUGUGUUGCAACGCUAGAUCAAUGUGAUGAUCCAUUGAAAACUUGUGUCAAUAGUCUAGGCUCUUAUACGUGCAUCUGUCGGUCUGGAUAUCAACUGACAGAUGACCAAAAAUGUGAAGACAUAGACGAAUGCACUGAUCCACAGCUCAAUGAUUGUGAGCAGAAUUGUACAAACUCUGUGGGAAGUUAUUCCUGCAAAUGCAGAGACGGAUAUACCAGGCUAAAUGGAACAUCCUGCACAGAUGUAGACGAAUGUGAAUUGGGUUUGGACAAGUGUGAGCAAAGAUGUAUAAAUAAUCCGGGCUUUUAUUCCUGCCUCUGUCAUUUUGGGUACUCUCUCAAUGAUGAUAGACGUACUUGUGCUAAAUUGUCUGAUGCAUGCUUGAGUAUCAAUAACCUGACGUGCUCACAUUUCUGUGUGUUGGCAAGUGAAGAUGCAUCGUGUGCUUGUAUGAAAGGUUUCAAUUUGGAUCCUGAUAAUGAAACGUGUUCAGAUAUAAAUGAGUGUGAGAAUGAUGCAGACAAUAAAUGCCAUAUCAAUGCUACGUGUAUAAAUACGGCUGGAUCUUAUAAUUGCGAGUGUCCAGUAGGUACACAACUUGAAAAUGACGGCAGGACUUGUUCAGAAUGUGAUGACUAUCACUAUGGCAAGAACUGUUUGCAUGAAUGCAGCUGUCUUAAUGGAUUUUGUGAUAAAAUAAAGGGUUGUGUGUGUCAACACGGAUGGGUUGGUGAUAAAUGUGACAUCGAUAUCAACGAAUGUGAAACAGAACAAAUCUAUUGUCCUGCCCAAAAUACCAUGUGUGUAAACCUUCUGGGGAGUGCUACAUGCUUAUGUCAAACCGGAUAUGAAAAUAGCACCGGGAAAUGCUUGGAUAUCGAUGAAUGCUCUGAUUUACAGCUGAACUCAUGUGACCAACAAUGUAUGAAUACAAACGGUAGCUUCAGAUGUAGCUGCCACAAAGGUUUUCAAUUUAGAAAUGGAAAAUGUAUAGAUGUCAAUGAAUGUACAAGUAGACAUGGGUGUGGUCAAAUUUGUGAAAACACCGUUGGCAGUUAUUUAUGUUCAUGUGAGGAAGGCUUCAAGCUUCAGUUGUCUGAUAGAAAAACUUGUAGACCGGAGUCUGAAUGUAAUGAAGACCAAAGCAAGACAUGUCCCGCGCAUGCGUCAUGUUACAUAAAUAAUGGGACAGUAAGUUGUACAUGUUCGAGAGGAUUUGAACCGAGUGGAGAUAGUUGCGAAGAUGUUGACGAAUGCCUGCCAAGUGUUCAGCCAUGUGACAGUCUAUGCAAUAAUACUGCCGGCAGUUUUGUAUGUAGUUGUAAAACUGGGUUCCAGUUACGAGAUGAUAACAUUACAUGCAAAGAGUGUGAAGCAUGGAAGUAUGGCUUUGAUUGCCAAUCAGAUUGUUCUUGUGACGAAUCAAACUCUGAACGGUGUGACCCUGCAACUGGGACGUGUGUAUGUAAAUCCGGUUGGGAGGGUGCAAGUUGUGAAGAUGACGUAGAUGAAUGCUUAAAUAAUACUGCUUGUCCAACUAAGUCAGCAUGUCUGAACUCAGACGGGAGUUACAUGUGCAAAUGUAACGCCGGGUAUGUAAAGACAGGAGCUAAACGAUGCGAAGAAUGUGAUAGUCGUCAUUUUGGAGAAGACUGCGCUCGCGAAUGUACUUGCAAUAUUGAAAACACUGAAGAUUGUAAUCAUGAGACAGGCUCAUGUACUUGUAAUCAGAGAUGGCAGGGACAAGAUUGUUUGGAAGAUGUAAAUGAGUGUUCAAGCAACAGCAGUAUUUGUGAUUUUAAGGCUAACUCAAUUUGUCGAAACAAUAUCGGUUCAUAUGAGUGCAUCUGUAAAGAUGGUUUUCUGGAACAAAGUGGGAUUUGCACUGAUUUCAAUGAGUGCUUAGAUAAUGAGAAAAAUAGUUGCGGACAGAAAUGUUUGAAUUUACCCGGUAGCUACGAAUGUGCAUGUUUUUCUGGUUUCUACAUGUCGGGAGGAGAUUGCCAAGACGUUGAUGAAUGCAAGAAGAACAACACAUGUGAUCACAAUUGUAAUAACACAUACGGAGGUUUCAUCUGUUCAUGUGAGCCCGGAUUUUAUCUAAACGUAACUGAUCGGAAAUCUUGCGUUGCCUGUGGAGAAUGGACAUACGGAUUUGAAUGUGCACAUAAUUGUUCUUGUCAUGUGCCGAAUUCUGAGAGAUGUGAUUCCAGAACUGGUGAUUGCAUAUGCGCCAAGGAAUGGAAGGGCUCUGAAUGCACCGAAGAUGUUGAUGAAUGUAUCGAUGAAGGAAUAUGCCAGGAAAAUUCAUAUUGUGAAAACUCUUAUGGAAGUUUCGACUGUUUAUGUGACAUUGGAUACCAAUUGAUUAACGGCAACAUAUGCAAAGACUGCGACAAUCCGUAUUAUGGGGAAAACUGCAGCAAGGUAUGCGACUGCAUCCCUAAAGGAACACUUGAGUGUAAUCAUGUAAAUGGUAGUUGUACUUGCAGCCAGGGCUGGACCGGCGUGUUGUGUAAUGUCGACAUAGACGAAUGUGAAGAAAAUAAAACAAUAUGUGAAUAUAAGGACAAUUCUACCUGCAAGAACGAAAAUGGUUCAUACAAGUGUUUGUGUAACGACGGCCUUAGAGACGAGGAUGAUAUAUGCACAGAAUGCGAUAUCUGGAAAUUUGGAGCAAAUUGCGAAUCAGUGUGUUCAUGUCAUACGACAAACACUGAGCACUGUAACCCGGUCACUGGAUUAUGUAGGUGUAAGCCAGGUUGGAAGGGUACUAUCUGCAAGGAUGAUGUGAAUGAAUGUGAAAUCGACAAUAUUUGUCAGAGUAACUCUGUGUGUAACAAUACGGUCGGAAGUUUUGGAUGUGACUGUAAUACAGGAUACAUUGAGGCAAAUAAUGGAGAAUGCUCUGAAUGUAGCAGCUGGUUCUUUGGAGAUAAUUGCAGUAAAGAAUGUUCGUGUAAUAAAGAUAACACUGACAUAUGUGAUCAUGUAACUGGUAAAUGCACUUGUUCAAAGGGAUGGACUGGUGACAACUGUAAUAUGGACGUAGACGAAUGUUUGAACAAUGACCAUCUUUGUGAUGAAAUGGCAAACUCUACAUGCAACAAUACCAUCGGUUCUUAUUCAUGUGUAUGCAAUACUGGCUUCAAAGACGAUGGAAGUAACAAAUGCAAAGAAUGUAACAAAUGGUUCUUUGGAAAUGAGUGUAGCACAGAGUGCACAUGCGAUAAAGACAACACCGAGUCGUGCGAUCUUGUUACUGGUAAAUGCACUUGUUCAAAGGUACAUGUUAAUCUUUUCUGUUUUUAUAUAUCACAAAUGGAUAUUAUUAUACUGAAUUAG